This is a messenger RNA of Dacryopinax primogenitus, 1614 nucleotides long. RefSeq lists its product as uncharacterized. Bases 1 to 1614 code for a protein of 537 amino acids. The record is from RefSeq and is a predicted model, not a curated record. Lineage: Eukaryota; Fungi; Basidiomycota; Dacrymycetes; Dacrymycetales; Dacrymycetaceae. The transcript has 4 exons.
AUGCCUCCUCAUCUCUCUUCUACACCACCACCAUCUAACAAUUCUCCAAUUCUGUCUCUUCCACCAGAAAUACUCACUCAAAUAUCACUCGCUUCAAUCCCUCUCUCAGGUCCACCCACACCCGCACGCGCCCUCGGACUCACUUGCAGAGCAUUCCAUGCUUCACUGGGUUAUCGCACAAACGCACCCUUGUACGCUGCAAUCUUUCCACUCCAAUUUGACUCUCUCGCUCCCAAGCGCAGAGGUGCAGACUUCCACCCAGAGAGUGUAGGCCAUGAGCUACGGAAUCGCUGGUCCGUUCUAGCAAGCAUCAGGCGAGCAGUGCGUUCCCACACACUCCAAGAAUCCCCAGAACGAGAACUAUGGGUCGCACUCACCCUCUUGAUGGAAGACGACGGGCUGAACGCAUGCCAACUCGCGUGGGCAGGGCUGGAUGAGUAUAUCCAGCUCUUUUGGCAAGAGAGGAUAUUGAGGCCGAGUAUGGACAUGAGCUUGCCAGAGGAGACAGAGGAGCGUGCACUUGGGUUCUGGGUACUCUGGCUUACCUGUGAAGAAGGGAUACUCGAACGAGAAGCAGCGCUCACCCAGCAGGCGGCGCUAUACGCACUCAGACCGUACGCUUUUGCAGCACACAAAUACGACAUCUUCUCAGCGCCGUGGUAUGAACCUGUGAUGCCUCUGCUCCCAUCACCUUCCUCCUCCCCUUCCGCAUCUUCCCCUUCUGCCUCGACUAGUAACGAGCCCGCACCGGCAGGAUCAGAACCGAGAACCAAAAUUCCGUAUUUCGGUCACUUGCUCCCCGUCUCUCCGCCCCCAGCAGGCCUAGCAGCAAUUAUGCUCUUCUCCCUUCGUACCUCCCUCUCUCCCCCAGACGCCGCCCCUAUGCCCCUCGCUAUGCCCCUCGCCCCUGUCGCACAGCCAAUGCACCACACCGCAACCCCCACAGCGGCGAACACCGCUCACGGAGCGGGGCAGCUCGAGGUCGUCCGCCCGCCAUAUGCGAGAGAGCUGAGCGAGGACAGGGGUAGCCAUGUUUGGGACUCGGACUGGGGGAGGAUCACCGGCUGUUGGGAUCUUCUCGCUGGGCUUGGACUGGGCAGGGAGACACAUGUGGAUGGGGUUUGGGAGGGAAAGUUCACCUUCUUUGACUUUGAUUCAUACCGGGAUAUGCUUACUGGCUCCACACGCUCAGUGUACGAAGGCGCGUUCGCCUCCCAGCCCCAGGUCUGGCGGCUCCUCACUCGUCUCUCACCCAUCCCCGAGUCCCGUCGUCGACAAGUGCUCGCAGAGCGACGUGAGCGCGGAGCAGGAGAUGGCGAGAUGACAGGUAUGGAUAGCGUGCUGGAUGGAGAGUGGAGGUGGGAGGAAGAGGAGAGAGUCCUCGAGGGCGAGGGACAUAGUGCCUGGGGAGAGUUUAGGCUUGUCGGAUCUGUCAGGGGAUGGGAUGGGCUGGUCAGCUUGAGGAAGGAGUAUACGCCUGUAGCGCGCGGCACCUGGCUCUACCGCGGUUACCUCAUAGGCGAGAGGUACCUCGUCGGCAGGUGGAGGGAUACCUUCACGGAGAAGACGCAGGAUGGGUAUGAGGGCAUCUUCGCCCUUGCGAGGAGGGAGUAG